UCUCUUCUAUGGACCAGUGAGUGAUAAACGUCCGUGAAAACAGUUUCGUCUCCUCGAAAACAACAAUACACGAAUUUGUUGUUAUUCGCCAAAUUUGAACGGUUCCGUUCGGCAAGUGCGGGUUUUUCGGCCCGUCCUCCUCAGCAGGCGGGUUUUCGACGGAUUUCCUCAUCCGCGGCUCUCAUCCCCCGUGGAGGAGUCGCUCGCUUUUCGCCUUUUCCUCGAGGACACUUCCGUCUCACCCUGGAAGGAUUCGGGAUUUUCGAUCAGCAGCAGAUGCAAGGGGAGCUGCGAUGAUGAGAUGAAUGCGUGGUCGUUUGUCAUACUGUCUUUAGCCGUUGUUUGGUCAGUUGGAAGCCUUCUACCUUGUGACAAGACAAGGCGUGUACUCACACAGCCGUGGGGCAUCAUCUCCGAUGGACCUCCAAACCACAACUACACCCAGGGAUCCCAUUGCCAAUGGCUUAUCAAAGCAAAUAGCACAGAGCAGUUUAUAACUCUACGCUUUCAUUCUCUGGCAACGGAAUGCGCUUAUGAUUAUGUCUUUGUGUACGAUGGGGACUCAUUUGAGUCCCCAAUGCUCGGUAGUUUCAGCGGGAAAACCGAACCGCAGGAAGUCAUCUCGACUUCUGGCUUUAUGCUUAUACUGCUGUACAGCGACACAAAUUAUGUACUUGAUGGGUUCACAGCCGAGUAUUCGAUAACGGAAUGCCCGAAGAAUUGUUCGGGACAUGGCGUCUGUGUCGCCCACAGGUGCAUAUGCGAAGGUGAUUUUGGUGGUGUUGACUGCACCGAACCUGUGUGCAACGGCUGCACGGAAGAUGUAGGGAAGUGUCACGAAGGAAUGUGCAAAUGCCAUGAUGGCCGAUCAGGAUAUACUUGCUCUCUCAAUAUUAAUGAUACCAUUGGAAACAGAUGGCACAAACUGUAUUCAGGAGGACUUAGUCCUAGGGCAGCACAUAGUGCUGCAUAUGUGAAAUCGACUGAUUCUUUGUACGUUUUUGGAGGCUAUGAUCUCAACGCAGUUCUUGGUGAUCUUUUAGUAUUUAGAUUCAAUACUAGUCAGUGGGAAGACGACCAGGGAAAUAUUUUCAGUAGUCUCAUGCUUCCUGCCAGUCAUUUGGAAUCAAAGGUUUUGAAAGCUGUCCUUGCCAAGGUUGGUGAGGAAAAAUGGGGUGUGAAGCCACAAACGUUCCUCCAGGCGGCUCUCUUGACACUCAACGAUAGCAAAACAUUUGCAAAGCAUUCACACCAUGAAUCUGGAAAGCAUAAUUCAAGAGUGAGAAGGGAUGUUGAAGAGGAUGAGGAUGAAGAGGAAGGUGAAACCAUGGCCAGACCCUCUGCUAGAUAUGCACAUGCUGCUGCUGCAUAUGCAGAUGGAUUUGCCCUUUAUGGUGGACGGCUUGACAAAGGUGUUUUGUCAGACGAACUCUGGUAUUAUAAUAUAACUACAAGACAUUGGAGUUUACGAGCUGUUACUUCAAAUCACCGGCCUCCGCCUUUGGCCAGGCAUACGUUGACGUUGACGCCUUCCGGCUGGCUAUAUCUUCUUGGUGGGAGCCUUCCCGAUGGGCUUUUUUCAUCUCAGCUUUGGAGGAUAAAACUUGCCCCUGAGGGUGGGGAUGAAGAGCAAUGGGAAUUGGUAAGAUCGCAUUCUGGGAAAGAGUUAGAUCUGAGGCUAGUUGGGCACACAACAGUUUAUUAUUCAAUCGGUGGGCCAAAUUCAAUUCAGGAAGGCUAUCUUUUGGUUUACGGAGGCAUUGCAGCGACGGUGGCUAGGUUCUCGAAGCUUUCUGAUAGAAUGUAUUCAUUCCACCUGGACACUCAAACUUGGGCGCAGAUCAACUACCCACGCGGAGCAUCACGAGAUACAUCAGUGCCAGCGGAAAGGGCGUUCCAUACAUCUUCUAUAAUCGGUAAUUACAUGGCAGUAUUUGGUGGUUACACUCACAGGCACAACAAGGAAGAAAUUUGCUAUGACAAUCAGCUCUUUCUUUAUCACCUCGGUUGCCACACUUGGGUCAGCCAUGAAAUCCUUGGAUCACCCUCACAAAAGUCAAAAUAUCCCAAAAAGCAGGGAGUUUUUUCACACGCAGCGGCUGUUAGAAAUGGAAAUACAUUACUGCUUAUCGGGGGAUACCAUGGAAAUGUAAAUGCUGACCUCCUGGCUUUCAUUUUUCCACCGACUCUAGCAAGUAGAGGCAAUGAGAUCCAUGAAUCUGAAGCCAUGUGUGCAAGGCACCGUGGACUUUCGGAAUGCACCUCUGACCCAGAGUGCGGCUGGUGUUCGGCCGACGAGGUCUGUUACGGGCGCACGCUAGGUGUCAACUGCACUACGAACCUGCAGACGACACGCUGCCCUGGGAUUUGCCCGGCUCUUUCACAUUGUCAUGCCUGUUUACUUCAAGGCGGAGGAGGGAUGGCUCAGCCCGAAGGAAAAACAAUAUCAUCAGUUGUUCAAAAACUAGCACUCUUCCAGUGUACAUGGUGCAUACAUAAUGCAAAAUGCCAUCAUAUCCACGAUAAUUUUGGAGUUUGUGGAAUAAGAGAGGAUACACCUUCUCAAGGAGCGGGCUGGUGGGGUGACAAGGGCGUUGAAGUGACGCAUCCGCGAGAUUGCAAGGCACUCGACAAGCGUCCAGGGCUCACUUUUACCAUUUACAAACAUCCCGCUAACAUUUCCCAACCUGAUUAUGUGAGCAUUCUAAACGCCACUUUGGUGGAAUUCAGCCUGGGGUCUGGUACUAUCUCGAGGACUGAACAGAACCUAGGUGGUGUUGUUACAGCCAGGCUCAGGGGUUUUUUGCGCUCUCCACCAACUUGGGAACAGUCUCAAGAACAGCUUAGAAUGUGUAUUUCAUACUCGGUAGCUUCCUUGUCCCUUGGAUUUGAAUCCUCAAAAACAGAGGUAGUUGGAAACAUGUCCAGCGAAAAUACUCUAUGCAGAUUAGUGCAUUGGCCAAACAAUGGUGAUCCGGUGAUACUUCGACCUGGGAGGUACCCAGUCGAUUUUCAAUCACAGAAAGCCGUCAAUUCAAACCAUGCUUUGUCAAAUAUGGAACUACAGCAUAACAAGAGCCAGGAAAAUCCAAAGGUUUUUACAUUUGAAUAUUUAGAGCCACAUGAAGAUUCAGUUGACUGUAUUACAUACACAAACUGCUUAGCUUGCAUGACUGAUUCAAAAUGUGGCUGGUGCCCGCUAACAGGGAGCUGUCUCAGCAGGAAGGUCAAUGAAACAAAGGAAUGCAGUUCUGGAGGUCACUGGCACUACCUCAAUCUAGACCCGGUCGCGUGCAACAACUGCUCGAACUACAUCACCUGCAACAGCUGCAUAAUGAGCGGUCUGUGUGAAUGGUGGGCCGAUGAUGCACGAUGCUACAGGAAAGGAAGGUCGAGUACGGGGAUUACGAAGGUAGAUCAGUGCCCUUUACUUUGUCAUGGUAGAGCAAAUUGUUCGCAGUGUCUCGAUGGGAAUGGAAAAUGUGUUUGGUGUCAAGCUACUCAGGAAUGUUUUUCAUUUGCUGUGUACACAUCCCAAUACCAAUUCGGAUUAUGUCGUGAAUGGUCUGAUAGCAACAGUAUGAACAGUGGACAGUGGCUUUCUUCAUCUGUCGCCACGAUUCCACAAGCCUGCCAACCAUGCUCGACCAAGGUCAAUUGCUCAACCUGCCUUAAGUCAUUGGGCUGCGGGUGGUGUUACAACGUCGACAACCCUAUUCAGGGCGUCUGCGCUCCUGGCGAUUUCUCCACUCCACAUGUUGAUAAUUGUAGUAAUGAAGUAAAUGCACGUCACCACACUUCACUGUAUCCGGAUGAAGCCGCAUGGUCUUAUGCCCAAUGUCCCGAUGUGGACGAGUGUGGGCUAGGUCUUCAUGAUUGCCACGCACAGGCCAAAUGCACGAACACGCAUGGCUCUUACAACUGUCAGUGCAAGAGAGGCUAUGUAGGAGAUGGAAAAGUCUCUUGUACAAAAACGUGUUACAAUGAUUGCGUCCAUGGGUAUUGUUCAAACCAUCCGGAUUAUGUCUGUCAGUGCAAUCUGGGCUGGACUGGGCAAGACUGUUCGGUCAACUGUGGAUGCAACAAUCAUUCAACGUGCACACAAGGAGUUAACAUUUGCGAUUCUUGCCAGGAUUGGACUACCGGUGAAUUCUGCCAGUUUUGCAAGCCUGGCAGUUAUGGAAAUGCAACAUCGCCAGAAGGGUGCAAGAGGUGCAAUUGUAACGAGCACGGCAAUAAGGAGCUCGGUGUCUGCGAUGCCAACACGGGCCUGUGCGUCUGUCAGGACAAUACAGAAGGUGCAACUUGCGACAAGUGUAAAAAAGGCUAUUACGGUGAUCCCAGACGAGGUGGUACCUGUUAUUAUCAGUGCAUGUCCCGUGGUAUGGUGAGUUCGAUUAAGACGCAAGGCCUCGGCAGUCGGCUUGCAGAAUUGUCAGUCUGGGAAUCGAGGCAGGGGCCUCCACCGACACGCGAGUGCUUGUGGAUCGUCAGCCCCAACAGCCUCAAUCAAUCGCAAUCAGUGAACAGCAUCAUUCAACUGGAGAUAGACAGAGAUAUCGAAGUUGGCUGUACUGAGAACAGCGUUUACAUCUAUGACGGCCUUCCAAAAUUUGUAUCAUCGUCUGGCAACCAUCAAAGUCAUGUUCUCGGCGUGUUCUGCACGCAAGACAGCCAGUAUCCAGUGACUGUUCAAGCAAAAUCAGGUGUUAUGACUGUCCACUACAAAUCUGGUGGAGAUUCGAGGGGAGGUUUUAACGCUACCGUAUCUGUACUUUCAUGCCCUGAUCAUUGCCUUCCUGAAAGAAUUUGUGUGAAAGGUUCUUGCGUAUGCCCGGAAGGCCGGACUGGGCAUGACUGCAAGGACAUUCUCUGCCCGAACAACUGUUCAUCUGAUUUGAACAGGGGUGUCUGUGACAAGGGGUAUGGGAGGUGUCUUUGCUCGGAAGGCUGGGGAGGAGUGAACUGUUCCAAGCCUUUGAAUUCGUCGAACCAGAUUAUAUUCACGGAGCUUUUUAAUUCUGCCCACCUUUCUGACAGUCUAGAACAUUUGAGGAAAAUGCUGCCCAGGUUCGGCCACUCGUUGCUGGCGGACAGGAGGAAUUCGCUUUGGCUUUUCGGCGGUUACUCGCUUUCUCACGGUCCUUUGAAUGACAUACGUCUGUUCGAUACAAAAAACAAUACUUGGAUGCAGGUGACAAUAGAUUCUACGAACGAUGCGAACAUGCCUCGUGGCAGAUAUUUCCAUGCUGCUGAGAUAUCCCUUUCAAGGAGGGAAAUAUUUAUCCAUGGAGGGUUAACAGCUGCUGCUGCUGGAGGUGGCGAACAGACACCGUCCGGUGGUGAGCAAGCGCUGAGACAGAAUACAACCUUAAAUGAUUUUUGGAAAUUUAGUCUUAAAAAUCAACACUGGGUUGGAAUCGAGACCAGUGAAAAACCACCGGGGUUAGCAGGCCACACUUUAACUUUGAGAAGGCACGGCGAUUCAGAAUCUCUUGUCCUGAUCGGAGGUUGCAGCCCCAAUUUUGGAUUUUUAGAUAGCGUCUGGGAAUACGACCCAAAGGAAAAUAAUUGGCAUAAGAUUAAAACCUUAGGCUACCGUCCAAUUGGAAUUUACGGUCACAGUACUGUGUAUCACGAGCCUACACAGAGUUUUUACAUAUUCGGCGGUUACAUUUACGGCUCAAAUCGAACGUUCAUAUCAGAUAAAUUGUUUGCUUUUCACUAUCCGAGCAGUACAUGGACAGCGCUGCCUACUUUUUCCAGUUACAACCCUCCAAGACUCAAUUUGCCCAGAGCAAGAUUUCUUCACUCUGCCGUUACCACUGAUGAGUACAUGUUGGUUUUUGGCGGAAGGACAGAUCCAGAGGCGAGCUCAGAAACCCUUAUAGCAUAUUCGUAUGCUUGCAACCUCUGGUACAAACUCUAUUUAAAAGGAAUGAACGUUGUUGGAAAUAUGCCACCUGACACUUACGCUCAUUCCAUGACUCUCGACAUCGAUGCCACUUCAGGAAGUAAGAAGGUAGUCGCAUAUAUAAUGGGAGGGUUUACAGGCGGUACUGACAGCCAUGUGACAAAAAUUUCUCUCCCUAAUGAUUUAUGCUCUGUUUGGUCUACUAAAGAAAAAUGCAGGCUCUUCCUCGGUUGCACUUACUGCUCGAUAUCGAACAACGGCACGGUGAAUUCCAGUUUCUGCUACAAAGCGGUCAAUGUCAGCAACUCGUUAGGAAACAUGAACGGCCCCUGUGGGAAGAACAGCCAGACAAUGGGGACGACCACGCUAUCCAAUGGCGCAGCCUGCGGCACCGACUGGAUUCAAAGCAGGUCCUGCGAGCAGUUCUCAACUUGCACAGAUUGUGUGGCCAAGUGGCCUAUCACCUGGGACAGGCCUCAGGUUUGUAAGUGGUGUCCUAGAUGUAGAGACGGCGGGAAAUGCAUCCCAGUGAGUACAGAAUGCAAGGAAGAGCGGUGUGAAAGAAAAAACAUGAGUGAAAUAACAAUUGACACAUACUGUCCUGAAAUGGCUUGCUCUGCGUCUGACUGUGAAAAAUGCAGAUCCAUGGCUGGUUGCUCUUGGACAAGACAAAAGACAAGUGAUGAUAUGUCAGGAUCAUUAGAGCUGAUGCACGAUUGGUCUUGCACUGAUGCCAGCUCCAACAGUAGUCGGAUUAAAAAUGAAGCCACUUGUCCGAAAAGAUGUUCACAAUAUACAGACUGCCAUUCGUGUCUACAGUCAUCGGGAGGAGAAGGGAAUUAUGGCGAGUGCAGGUGGUCGACGAGGCUCUCCGAAUGUAUUUCACCAAGCUACCAGAGCCUGGUUUGUGCCGGAGGCGUGUGCGGCCUGGUUCUGAGCAAGGGCUCCCACUGCCCACAGCCGUGUGCGACAUUCAAUCAAUGCUCGGAAUGCCUCAGCCAUGCUCAUUGCGGAUGGUGUUCUUUAGAAUCAGCUAAAUCUUCAGGACUGGGCGUUUGUUCAGAAGGGUCUUUAGACCAACCUGCCCUCGGUCCAGAAAUGGGCACAUGCGAAGCGCUUUAUUCUACAAAAAUGAACACGACAGUUUCCACGAAUGAUAUGAAGUUCUCUUGGAAUUAUGUUAAGUGUCCGUAUGAAAACGAGUGUGAAAAUGGCCACCACAACUGUGACAAAGUUUCUGAGAGCUGUGUCGACCUUCUUGUUGGAUAUCAGUGUGUUUGCGGACCAGGAUACAAACCAAGCGGUGAACCCCACAAAGGCGACUGCAUACCCGUCUGCUCACAAGGCUGUGUCAGAGGUCGUUGCACUUCACCCGAUAUGUGCACUUGCGACUUUGGAUACGUAGGCGCAAACUGCUCCAUCCAAUGCCAGUGUAACGGGCACUCGCAUUGCGCUGGGCCGGACAAGCUAGACGAGUGUCUUGAAUGCAAAAAUAACACACAGGGGCCAACUUGUGGAAGGUGCAAACCAUUGUUUGUCGGCGACCCGAGCGACAACGGAGAGUGCAUCCCUUGUUCGACUUAUUGCAACGAACACACCCACAUCUGUGUCAACGAGACCCUCGGCAUUGACGCCGAAUUCCUUCUAGGCAAAUCGAUCGAGGAGUUGGAACAGUUCCUCGCCGAAGGCCCUUUGUCAAAGGCCAAAUGCGUCGGCUGCGCCAACCGUACAACUGGCGACAAGUGCGAGGAAUGCAUAACCGGGAACUUCCGAGGUAGCGAGGACCACAAAGUAGCCUGCAGGCCCUGUGAAUGCCAUGGCCACGGCUCCACCUGUAAUGCCGUCACUGGCGAAGGUUGUGACUGUCAUAAUAAUACGGAAAGCGAUCCUACAUGUUCCGGAAAGAGCCAUUCUUGCUGGGAAGUUCAAUGUUCAAAGUGUAAAGAAUCAUACAUGGGCAUUCCGACUGAGGGGCACCAGUGCUACAAACAAAUGACUUUUGAUUUGACAUUCAGCCUCGGAGCUAAACUCGUCGAUGAUUCCGGCGUUAAAACCGUCCCUCUCAAUCCCGGACAAGCCUCAUUCUUUGCUGUUCAGCCGAGGUUUAUGAAUGUUGAUAUUCGUAUAACAGUGGAUGUCACCCAAGGUAGUCUUGAUUUGUAUCUAAGCCCUAAGGACGAUGCCUUUGUUGUGGAACUCAAUACUUCAACAUAUGCCCACAUGAUAAAACUAGAUCAGAGGUUUUUAUUUGGCAGUGAAAGUUUAUUUGAGAAAACCGGCCCAGCACCACCAAAUUUGAAACACCGCCCAACAGUUAAUUUAAUUGAAAAAUUAUCAGAAGGGCUGAGUGCUCACAUAACCGUAAAACACAACAAUUCGUUGCUCAUUGUGAGAAACAUAACAGAUAGGCUGGUCAUAACGUUACCUUAUGAGACUCAUUCUUUAAACCAGGCCAAGUUCUAUAUGGUUCUACUUGCGGUGAACAAGCCGACGUAUGGUACUGUGUUUUUCCGACAGGAUCAGCUUCAUAUCGACCUUUUUGUAUUCUUCUCUGUCUUCUUCUCCUGCUUCUUUCUUUUCCUGGCGGCUUGCGUCGUUGCAUGGAAGGCGAAGCAGGCGACUGACAUGCGGAGGGCGAGGAGGCGACAUGUCGUUGAAAUGCUGCAUAUGGCUAAAAGGCCGUUUGCCGGGGUUAGUGUCCUCGUCGAGCCCUCUUCAUCCUCAGAUUUCAGUCUCAGGCCUGUAGCGAUAGAACCGACGGGCGAUUCGUUGGCGGCGGUUACAACCGUCUUUGUCACAUUGCCCGGAGGUGGCUAUGCCCCCUCUAGGCUUGCCAUUGCCUCUGCGCUCGUCCUGCUCAACCGAGGCCACAGUCACGGUAGGGCAUUCCUCCGUAGAAGAAGCAGCCAUUCCUAGCUAUUAUUUUUCAACAUAAGGUCUUAUUUUCAACUUCACCUUCAUUAUAAGGUAAUAUUUUUAAUAUUUAAUAAUACAACGACAAUAUUUUAAACAAAAAUGUGUCAAAAAAAGCCAAA
Cimex lectularius (bed bug) is the source of this 8949-nucleotide messenger RNA. RefSeq names its product multiple epidermal growth factor-like domains protein 8 (gene Megf8). NCBI's taxonomy places the organism in Eukaryota, Metazoa, Arthropoda, Insecta, Hemiptera, Cimicidae. The coding region runs from base 302 to 8830 and encodes 2842 amino acids. The transcript is spliced from 40 exons. Gene Ontology annotation, molecular function: protein binding; calcium ion binding. The record is from RefSeq and is a predicted model, not a curated record.